CGAACGAUGAGAAGCUAAGCCAAGCCAGCAGUGUGGCAUCACUUUGCUCUGCAUCUUGCCCCACAGUGUGUCUCAACCUCUCUCGCAGGAAAGAUCGCUACCAAACCCACGCCGCAUCGUGUACCACUUUACAGUACCAUCAUCCUCUUCUUCAGUGUGCAGUUAUUCGUUAUUUGACAGUGGUUUCCAAAAAAUUGUUGGAAGUUUCUUUACUUGAAUAUUUUUCUUAAUGUGCGUGGAAACGUGGGAGCAAAAACUGGGUGAAAAUUUCCACAUGCCAGAAUUCUUGGUGGAUUGAGAGAAAUCUACAUAUUUGGACAGAAAUACAUCUACCUACACAUACACCAGCUGAAAUAUGCAUACGGGAGGAUUACUCUUACUCCAGCCGCGUGCCGAUAACCACCUCCGCCGCCAAGUCAUGCUAGUUCACGGUCAAGACUCCCUCGACCUCAAAGGCCCCCCACACUCCUCCUCCCUCGUCAUGAACCACCCCAACGCCUCCCUCGUCUCACAACUAUUCCCCUCCCAGUCACACCCACCCCCACCCCACACACCCGGCUUCCCCCUCCCCCCACAGGUCGCCUACGACCUCAGCAACGGUCCCUGCACCCCCGGCGGAGGGAACUCAGCCUCCUCCGCCUCCUCAGCCGCCGCCAUGAAGCGCAAGGACCUCUUCACCCAGCGCAAACAGCGCGAAUUCAUCCCCGACAACAAGAAGGACGAUUCCUACUGGGACCGCCGUCGUCGCAAUAACGAGGCCGCAAAGAGGUCCCGAGAAAAGCGCCGCUUCAACGACAUGGUCCUCGAACAACGCGUGCUCGAAUUGACGAAGGAGAACCACGUGCUCAAAGCACAACUGCACGCGAUCAAGGACAAGUUCGGCAUCAGCGGGGACAAUCUCAUCAUUCUGGAACAAGUCUUGGCCACCCUGCCGAGCAAUGAGCAGCUCCUCUCCUUCUCCAAGAGGACCAAGGUCUACCCACCGAAUUAUCACGGCAAGCGGGACGGUGGAGGGGGUCACCAUCAUCACGGCGGCUCACCGUCCUCGUCCCGAUCAAACUCGUCGAGGUCGAGGGAGCGGAUGAGUUCGGGGGAAAUGAGCCCGGGAGACGAUUACGAUCGGAGGAUGGAUGACCGUUCUCGCAGCCGAAGCCCGUUCCAACACCCGCGCGACGUGUCGAUGGAGCGGGGCCGGAGGGAGAGGAGCAACUCGAUGGUGAACCAUCACCACCAUCCCAUCCUCGAUAUUGACAACAAGUCUCAGUACAUCAGCCCUGGGGGGAAUAAUAACGGAUAUAAUGGGGGAGGAGGAGGAGGCGGAGGGGGGAGUGGGGGACAGGGUCAGCUUUCUUCGUCAGGCAGCCAUCGGAGCUCACUUUCACCGUCGGAGAACAUUCUAAAUCUCAGUAUCUCGUCGAGCCAUGAGGAAAAUAUGGAUCAGGAGGAGGAUCAUUCGGAUGUCGAGAUCGACUCACCACCCACAAUUGCGAACGUAAUGAGCAAAGUCUCCGCCGCCGUCGCUGCGAAUAAUAACAACAACUCCUCGACCAACUCCGGCCUCCCACACAAACUCCGCCACAAGAUUAACCUUGGCGAAAAAGAGCAGCAAAUCAUAAUCCCCCCGUACGGCUACGUCGUCGGGGUGCAUCCCCUCAAACCACAGGAAUUGCAAGUGUCCCCCUGCACCGCGUGGGAUCACGACGACUCGACAAAUUCUGGUUCUGGAUCAUCCGACGAGCGCGACUCAGGGAUUUCAAUCAACGGCGAAAUCACGGAUAAAUUCGGUCGCCAACACUUAGCCCCGAUCAAGAAGGAGCGCCCGAGCGCGCCCUCGUCGCAAGGCGGAGCCGGCGAACCGCUCGGCGAUUCGCAAGGGGGUACCGGACCCCAGCGAAAACGCGUGAAAAAGCGCUUCGUCGAAGAUUCCGUCCUUGAGACGGAGAAUGUUCAACUGAAAUCGGAACUGGCCCGUUUGGCGACUGAGGUUGCCUGUCUGAAAAGCUUUCUCGUCAAGAAAACACCGACCGGGACGAGUUCCGGGGAUGCCACGCAUGACGAAAAUUCGUGCGAUUCGUCAUAAAUAAAUAAAUUCAUGUACAAUUUUUUGUACCGUUUUUUCCUCCACUUUUUUUGGACCCCUCAAAAUAAAAUUCCAUCUCAUAUUUACAUAAGUAGAAAAUCCUUAUUAUUUAUCAUUUUUCAUGUAACAAUUAAAAUUAAUGGAGCUUUAAACGUAGACACCACGCACGUCACGUGGGAGGAAAAAUUACCUGUGUAAAAAUUACCUCUUAAAAUUGUAUGUACAUAGCUAAAAAAAGUGUCAGCUUUUUUCAUCUAAGAGAAACUACAUGAAUUACCUGUAAACUUGUACCUCUGAAUUCUGCCCGGUAUUUUUUGGGGGUGAAAAAAAAAUGUGUAAAAUUUCACAAAAUCUGCUGGGCUGAAUUUAAAAAUUUAUUUAUUACGUAAAAAAAAUCGUGUCGUUUUCGCAACUUGUAUUCAUAAUUAAAUAAUUAAUUAAUUCCACUCUGUGUACCUGUCGAGAAGAAAAAUAUUAUUAUGUAAAUUAUUAUAUGAACUGAUAUGUAGUAAAAGAAACAAGUGAUCAUCUCAAGAAAUAGUGCUAAUUUGUAGGAAAAUGGCUGCAUGAUAAGCUAAAUAAAUCUUAUCUUAUCUCUAAAAUUAUGAUAAAUAUUUAGAAAGGAACCCAAAAUUUUGGGAAAUGUCGUCGUAAUCCGACAGAGAGGAAAGCCCGGAAGCCAGCAAAUCGUAGUUUAUAGCAGAAAUUCAUCACUAUUUAAUAAAUUAGGGUAUUUAUGACUAGAAAAAUCGUGUACCUCAAGAAAACUGUAGGAAAUUCUAAUGCGUGCUAUUAUCUAUUUGAUUGUGAUUGACCGUGGUCACGUGAGAAUCAUUAUUUGUACCAAAAAAAUCAAUCAGUGUGAUAUUUGUGAUGAGAUGGCGAGGAAAAAAUGAGCCCGAUAAAUGAAAAUGUUGCACGCAAUUUUAUUAAUUUCUGAAAAACAAUCAAUCUUUUUAGUGCUAAAUAAAUAUUCGCAAAAAAAUUGCGAAUUUUGAAAGAAUUUAAGUGAGAACGAGGGGUUCGCUAUAAAUACAUAAGUAAUAAUUAGAAAAUAUCAACAUUACAACAUUCUCAAUAGUUUAGAAUUUAUGAAAAAAUUCUUGAUUUUUUCUCUCCGUCAAAUUAUUCACGACUAAUUAAUUAAGUCGUCACUUACUGUUCUACUAUCUUAAACUUGACCUUCUUGACCUCUAAUUAAACUGUGAAAUCAUUCCUCUUAUUUAAUUUUUUGUAUUCAGCUACCCUUCAAAAUUCCAAAUACGAGUACAUACUUCUUAACAGGGUCAUUAUUCAUUAUUCCACAAUUCCUUAGUUUUUCGCUCUACAUAAAUAUUCGCACUUCCCAUUUUUGCACAUUUUUAUUUACUUACUUACUUGAUUUGUAUGUAAUACGGAUAUAUUUUUAUAUUAUGAAAACCACCACCACCAACCAAUUAAUUAAUUGCGACGGCUGUAUUUUAAAAUAAUAAUGUAAUAAUUUUAUGAAAAAUAUUUAUAAAAUUGUUGGCAGCAGGAAAAGAUUGUUAUUUUGUUUCUAGAAAUAUUUUACUUUACUUUUUUUGUAUUACCAUUUCAUUUACGAAGUUAAAAUAUAGUAAAUUUCAAAGAAAUGGACUGAUUGAGACAAAAAUGUGUGUGCGGAUAUCAAUUGAAAAAUUCACUCUCAAAUUUUAAACGUAAAAAAAAGUAUUACUAAAUAAAUCUAAAACAGCAAAUGAAUUUAUGAAUUCCUGCUCAAGAUAUUAAAAUUCCAGCAAAAUUGUAAAAAAAAUCAUUACUUGUUUUCGGACCAAGUGAAAAUCGAACUGACCGUAAAAAAAUCAAUCAAUCAAUCAAAAUUUCGAGUUUGUUUUUUAAAUUGGAUCAAAUUUUAAAGAAAAAUCUUUAAGUAUUACGCAAAAAUUAAGAGAAAGUUUAGAUCUGUAGGUUUAAAUAAAGUCGUGUACAAUUUGCAUACACAUAUUUACCUGGUAGCCAAGUAAGUAGCUCAUCGUUGUACCCCUGUCCAAAUUAAGUUAGUGGACAAAAUUUAAUUAAUUACCUUACAUUUACAUAAAUAAAUAAAUACAUAAGUAAAUACGUCAUUAUUAUUAUUAUUGAAAUAUGAUGAAUUUUUGCAUGUAACUUAUCUCUGUACCAUAUUUAUUUUAACUGUUAUACAAAUAAGAAUAAUUAUGUCAUGUUGAUUAAUUAGUGAGGAUGAUGAUGAAGUGUUAUUUAUUUUGAAAUAAAUUAUAAAGCAAUUGUUCAACGGUA
This is a messenger RNA of Folsomia candida, 4339 nucleotides long. RefSeq names its product nuclear factor interleukin-3-regulated protein (gene vri). Gene Ontology annotation, cellular component: nucleus. The transcript is spliced from 4 exons. Gene Ontology annotation, biological process: regulation of DNA-templated transcription; circadian rhythm. The record is from RefSeq and is a predicted model, not a curated record. Gene Ontology annotation, molecular function: DNA binding; DNA-binding transcription factor activity. Bases 356 to 2080 code for a protein of 574 amino acids. NCBI's taxonomy places the organism in Eukaryota, Metazoa, Arthropoda, Collembola, Entomobryomorpha, Isotomidae.